Molecule: messenger RNA, 1050 nt
Organism: Aegilops tauschii subsp. strangulata
Lineage: Eukaryota; Viridiplantae; Streptophyta; Magnoliopsida; Poales; Poaceae
Source: RefSeq, a predicted model, not a curated record
GACUUUCCCUCGCUCCCCUUCGGCCUUCCCCACCCUCCAGUCCGCCUCCCCUGCCCUCCGCGACAGCGCUCCCCUCACCCCCUUCCGCCGAAGCUCGCCACCCCAGAGAAAUUUCUCCCCAUCAGCCCCGCCGUCGGCUUCUUCUCCCCCGUUGCACUGGACUGGCGUGGAGUGAUUCGUUUCUUGCGGGCUCGCCUGGCAGCUGACCUUCCAAGAGGUUCCGCCGCGUUCCGCUGGGCACUGAGAGGAACCAUGCUCACCGUCAAGUCCGAACCUGCAACUGCAAUGGAUGCAGUGGGUAAGUCGAAAAUCGAGGAGCAUGAACAGAAGGUAAACAGAUACCAAGCUGAACUUGCAGCCCGCAUUAAGGCCAAAUACUUCUCUAAUAAGGCUUUUGACGGAGGAAAAAUCUUUGAAGAAGAAACUAUUGUUGAAGGUGAAACCAUCCGUUCAAGUAGGUGGCCAUGUACAAGUUCGUACGCGAACCCGGUAAAUUUUCUCCGAGAAAAGAAGAGCCAUGAGAGGAGGGAUUCUCCAUCUUCAGCAGUAGAUUCCUCUGCCAAGAACGAUUCUCCAUCUGUGGUAGCUGAAGCUUCACCAAAGAAUAAUGCAGGUGUUUUAGCAACAGAAAACAAUCUAACACCUGGCAAGAGACAGGCAUCCAAGGAGACCUGAUGGGAUAACAGCAGGCUAGUUGGUUGUUGUAUGUUCUUCUCAAGCCUGAAGACAUGCAACAACCCGAAGCAUGCAAGUUAUCAUAUAAUAAAAAUCUGUCCAGCAGAUGUAUGUCGGCGAUGCUUGAUUCAUUUCAUUGAACCAGUUUCAGCAGCAUCUGUUGUGAACAAUUUGUUGCCUUAAGUCUUCUUAAGGUAUAUGCUACCUGAGGCAUGCAGGUUAUCUUUUAAAAAUAACCUGCCCUGCAUGUUAGGCGAUGCUAGAUUCAUUUCAUCGAAUCCUUUUUCAACAGCAUUUGUUGCGAACAAUGAUUGCACUAUGCACUUUGAAUUUAAUUUUGUGAUAUCCAAAUGGGAAGCAUGCGGAUGGUGGUGA